Phalaenopsis equestris is the source of this 811-nucleotide messenger RNA. RefSeq names its product transmembrane protein 50 homolog. Lineage: Eukaryota; Viridiplantae; Streptophyta; Magnoliopsida; Asparagales; Orchidaceae. The record is from RefSeq and is a predicted model, not a curated record. The transcript has 4 exons. The coding region runs from base 73 to 498 and encodes 141 amino acids. Gene Ontology annotation, biological process: protein targeting to vacuole; late endosome to vacuole transport via multivesicular body sorting pathway.
UGGAGUCCGGAUUCUCGCUUUAUGCGCAGCCCUCGCCAUCGUCUUCGCGGAGCGAGAUAGAGGAGGAAGACAAUGGACAAUAACUGUUCGAUGCUUUGGGAGAUCUUCGGCCCCGGCGUCGCCGGAGCAGUGUUCUCCGCCGGCUGGUGGUUCUGGGUCGAUGCCGUCGUUUGCAGCGACGUCAAGAUCCCCUUCAUCCAUUAUCUCCCCGGGAUUUUUGCUUCUCUGGCGGCUCUCAUGUUCAACAGCGUGCGGAAAGAGGACAUCACAUACGAUUAUUACUCUCCAUAUGGGGAGUCGGAGUGGAGGUUGAAGCUUUGGCUUUUUUUGGCAUAUGUUAUAUCCUUCGUUUCUCUUGCAGCAGCUGUGGGUUUGUUGGUGCAAGAUGCACUUACUGACAAAGGCCACUCUGUAUGGUCCGGCGUUGCUGGUGUCCUACAAUGUGUCUUCAUAUUGAUCAGUGGGCUGAUAUAUUGGACCUGUCAUUCGGAUGAUUGAACGAUGCGUGGAAAGCAUGCGGAGUUGCAAAUGCCUUUGUAUCUUCAAUCCUAUACGUGUUUUUUAAUUUUUGUUGCGUCUUCAUAGCUUUGUAUUUUUAUUGCAUGUGUAUUUCGAAUGCAUCUAAUGUACUUAGCUGGGAUAAAAUUAUUAUGCAUUUUCUGUAUAGUUACUGUAUAAGUGAACAGCUAUUGCUAUUAUGUUUUAAAUAUGGUUUCUGUAUUGUCCGGGAGUUCAAUAGGAAAAGUUCUUCAGAACAGAUCCUUGCAGAACUACAUAUAAGAAAGAAAUUAUCUCCUUUUUUUUAUUUUGA